AUGGCUUCUUCUCUCCAUCUCUCCACACCCUCUCUCUCGCGUCCACGGGUAUGCAAAAAUUUCAAAUUGUUCAAUCAGCUGAGCAUUAUAAAUUCAUCUAAGCUACACGUGUGUGGCUCAGAUUUGGCGUUUGUUCGGCUAAGCUCUAAAUUCCCUUCACGGCUCAAUGCUGUAAGUAGACUUAAAGCUGCAUUGACCUCUGGAGGAGGAGACUUAAAAAAUGAAGAUAUGGUUGGUGUUGAAUCGGCACAACCUGAUCCAGUAGCACUUGGAAUACUGGGAGUAGAUACGGCUUUAACAGGCAGUGGUUUUGCUGAUGAUAACGAUGAGUUUGAUUCGGACAGUCCAACGAAAGGUUUUGCUUCCAUUCCUGAGGCCAUAGAAGACAUUCGUAGUGGAAAGAUGGUAGUGGUUGUAGACGAUGAGGAUAGAGAAAAUGAAGGAGACCUAAUAAUGGCAGCACAGUUGGCAACACCUGAGGCUAUGGCUUUUAUUGUGAAGCACGGAACUGGUAUUGUUUGUAUAAGCAUGAAAGAGGAAGAUCUAGAGAGAUUAGAGCUUCCUUUAAUGGUCAACAGUCGGGAUAAUGAUGAGAAACUCCGCACAGCAUUCACUGUGACUGUGGAUGCCAAACAUGGUACCUCCACAGGGGUGUCAGCCCAGGAUAGGGCAACCACAGUUUUGGCCCUUGCAUCCAAAGAUUCAAAACCAAGUGAUUUCAACCGCCCAGGCCAUAUUUUCCCACUAAAAUACAAGGAAGGUGGUAUCUUGAAGAGAGCUGGACAUACAGAAGCUUCAGUUGAUCUGGCAGUACUUGCUGGUUUGGAUCCUGUCGCAGUUCUAUGUGAGGUUGUGGAUGAUGAUGGUUCCAUGGCUAGAUUACCUAAGCUUCGCCAAUUUGCUGAGCGUGAAAAUUUGAAAAUUAUAUCUAUUGCUGACUUGAUAAGGUAUAGAAGAAAGAGAGAUAAAUUAGUGGAACGUGCUGGUGCUGCACUAAUACCCACAAUGUGGGGGCCAUUCACAGCUAACUGUUAUAGGUCACUUUUAGAUGGGAUGGAGCAUAUUGCGAUGGUAAAGGGUGACAUUGGGGAUGGAUGUGAUGUUCUUGUGAGGGUACACUCAGAGUGUCUCACAGGAGACAUAUUUGGAUCUGCCAGAUGUGACUGUGGAAAUCAGCUUGCUCUUGCAAUGCAACAGAUUGAGGCUGCUGGUAGAGGUGUGUUAGUAUAUCUUCGUGGACAUGAAGGAAGGGGUAUUGGAUUAGGCCACAAGCUUCGUGCUUAUAACCUACAGGAUGAGGGCAGGGAUACCGUAGAAGCCAACGAGGAGUUGGGAUUGCCUGUUGACUCAAGAGAGUAUGGAAUUGGUGCACAGAUAUUGAGGGAUUUGGGUGUUCGUUCUAUGAAGCUGAUGACAAACAAUCCAGCAAAAUAUGUUGGGCUCAAAGGUUAUGGCUUGUCAAUUUCCGGUAGGAUCCCGUUGUUAUCACUUAUCACUAAAGAAAACAGGAGAUACUUGGAAACCAAACGUCUGAAAAUGGGGCAUGCGUAUGGCUUGGAAUUUUACAGCAAGUUGAAUCAUAGUGACAAUGGAAAUGGUAAUGCUGGUAGUGUUGAUGAUUCCAAUGCUGCUCCUGGCUCAUAA
Molecule: messenger RNA, 1644 nt
Organism: Lathyrus sativus (Indian pea)
Lineage: Eukaryota; Viridiplantae; Streptophyta; Magnoliopsida; Fabales; Fabaceae
Source: the annotation of a GenBank genome assembly